Messenger RNA from Penicillium digitatum Pd1, 1224 nucleotides. RefSeq names its product DUF3431 domain-containing protein. The record is from RefSeq and is a predicted model, not a curated record. Lineage: Eukaryota; Fungi; Ascomycota; Eurotiomycetes; Eurotiales; Aspergillaceae.
AUGCUUCUCCCACGGCGAGCGGUCAUCUUCCUCGGCGUCUGCUUCUUCUUCGUCUUGCUCCUCACAUCCCGGAGCCUCUCACGACCAUGGCGUGACGUGCCCCAAGUCAUUGGCCUGGGUGACUUUGUCUCCUCAUCAUCCAACACAACAGGAGCCUGGAACACGACCCGCGGCCACAGAAACAAGCUCUAUGCCCCACCGCCGAACUUCAUCCCCGGCACCCCCAAACCCCCGGGCUAUCAAUACUCCAAAGUGUUGGUCGUUACCCGAACCAAGGAGGAAGAAACCAGCUGGAUCGCCGAGGAGUUGCCGGAUUGGGACCAUGCCAUCUAUGUCGCAGAUGACCCCACAGCACCGCUCCACCCGCCGAGAAACAAAGGCCACGAAGUUAUGGUCUACCUCACCUACAUCGUUGACCACUACGACCAGCUCCCAGACGUGGCUGUAUUCAUGCACUCGCACCAAUUUGCCUGGCACAAUGAUAACCUCUUCGCUGGAGACGCGGCGCAGCUGCUCCGCCGGCUCAAUCUGAAUCGCGUCAUCCGCGAGGGCUACAUGAAUACUCGCUGCGGGUUCGGCCCAGGCUGUCCAGCCUGGAUGCACCCCGGUGCGCUCGAGGCAGACGAGUCGAAACAGGAGGAGAUCAUGCUGGCUCGCGCAUGGGGAGAACUAUUCCCCGACCAGGAGAUCCCGUCUGUCCUGGCGCAGCCGUGUUGUGCGCAAUUCGCCCUGUCGCGUGAUCGAAUCCGCUCCAUUCCGCGAGCCCGAUUCGUUUUCUAUCGCGAUUGGCUGCUGUCAACGGAUCUGAGUGAUUACAUCACUGGUCGUAUCUGGGAGUAUUUGUGGCAAUUUAUCUUCACCGGGGAGGCUGUUCUCUGCGUCGAUGAGAAUGUGUGUCUGUGCGACGGGUACGGAUUUUGUUUCGGCGGAAACGAGGAAUGGAAUAAUUACCGAGAAGCUGAAACGAAGAAGAAUGAGAUACAGCAGGAAUUGGAUAAUUGGAUGUGGUUGACUGACAUGGGCUUUGAUCCCCCUAUUGAAGAAGAUGGUCUGCCUGAACCAGAUGACCCCGAGGGUGAGAAAGGCAAUGAACUUGCCAAUCAACUUCAAGAGAAGCAGCAGGAGCUCGUUGACAUUUUGCUUGCUGCUAUUGAACGUGGCAAGAACCCUCAGUACCGUGCCCAGGAGGCUGGUCGUCCUUGGAAAGAGGGUGAUGGGUUCUAA